Molecule: messenger RNA, 5410 nt
Organism: Seriola aureovittata
Lineage: Eukaryota; Metazoa; Chordata; Actinopteri; Carangiformes; Carangidae
Product: RIMS-binding protein 2-like
Exons: 5
Coding region: 3964-4602 (212 amino acids)
Biological process (GO): neuromuscular synaptic transmission
Molecular function (GO): protein binding
Source: RefSeq, a predicted model, not a curated record
UGUGCCAGUAGCUCCAUUACUGUCCAGAAACUACACCACUGAGCCACGCUGUUGCACAGGAUGAAUGUGGGUGCCGUAGUUUGUUCAGAAACAGCUCCACAGAUUGAUAAUGGUGAUCACCUUCGCAGUCUGGGGAGAGUAGUGCCUGCAGAGGCCACUGCACAUGCUGGGCAACGUGGUGCAUAUUGUAAACAGUCGCCAUUUUUUCUUUGCCUUUUCAAGCCUUUUCAAGUUGGCAUUAGAGAAUGAGGAGCUCUGCACACGGCCGUGGGAACAUGGAGACCAAAUAGUCAUCCACUUUUUCUCUCUGGCUCCUGUGUUAUCACUUUAUUUUGUCCACCAUGAAGAAAGUCUCCAACAUUCUGGGCCUGCAUUGCUGCAAUGAACAGCAGCAGCUCAUCAGAUGUCAGUGGGUCAGGCAGGACGGGGUGGGGUUCUUUUACUUUUGGAUCAUAGAAGGAACAAUCAGUUUAUCUGAAAGAUAUUAACCAGGGAUGUUUGAAAACCCAUAGAAAAUAUUUCGGCCGCUGCACAAUAAAAAAAAGAUUCAACAUUUUUAGCAGCUCAGACCUUCUGCCAUCUGGACUGGUGCAGCCGUGGUCAAAUUAACCUCCAGGGGAAAAAUUUGUUGUUGUGCCCCUUUUGAAACCAACUGACUUCCACUGUCCUGUACUUGGUAGCUUUUUUUAAUUGGUCUGGGCACCAAGAACCAGCCAGUGUUCAAGGGAUUAAAUAACUGAUUAUUUAAUUGACAGAAAUUUUUAUUUUAAACAUCAAUUAAUCGUUUUUUUUAGUUCACUGGUGCCAGCUUCUCAGUUGUGACUAUCGGCCUGUUUUGAUAGUGAACUCAAAAUGUUUUCAAUGUUUUCAAUAUUUUCUGACAUUUUACUCUGACAUUUAUGCUCGUACUUUCCUCCAUGUGUCAGUCACCUCACUCCCACACCCACCUGCUCACCUGUCUCUCAUUCCCCAAUCACCCAGUCCUGACUCCCACACCCACCUCACUUGUUUCCCAUUCCCCAAUCAGCUCGCAGUUUAUAUAUCAGCCGCCUUCCCCCAGAUUGUUGUGUCAUUCCUCUGCAUGUUUUUUUUGUGCCAGCUCCUGACCUGCUGCGUACCUGCCUGUAAGCCUUUAUCAUCACCAUCUCUGCUACAAUUACUGAACUGUUCCAGCCUGCGUAAUCUAUGUCUGCAUUUGGCCUUCCUGUUUCCUAGUACUAACCGUAACAGAGAAAUGUCUUUCACAAUUACAGCCCAAAUUACAAAGUCACCAUGUUUGUUUUGUCCAACCAAUAAUCCAAGCUUUGAAAUGAUUUAUUAUAAAAGUGAAUGAAAUGUUCCUUAUUUCUUUUGCUCAUGACAUGUUUUUUUGUUUUUUUUAUAGGGCAGCUCAUAGAACGUCCCUGAACUGUAACCUGAGAUCACAGUGUUUCCUGUCAAGGUCAUAGGUGAGUGAAUGAUGCAAAGAGCAAACUGCUGGUGAGGUUGAACUUGUGCAGCUAUUUUAUAAACAUGCUGAGAGCAGAACAUACCUCAUCAAAGGCAGUUUUCUUUCUCUUAGAUGACAGUAAACUGAGUUAUUUUGAGGACUGAACUAUUGUGUGAACAAAGUAAGACACGUGAAGACGUCACUUAGAGCUCUGGGUAACUGUUCUGCACAUUUCUCACUAUUUUCUUAUUCAACAAACCAAACAAUACAUUUAUUGAUCAAGAAAAUGAUCUGCAUAUUAAUCCAUAAUGAAAGGAGCAUUUCUCUGCAUUCAGUUUUUCUACUUUUACUUUUGAUACUUACAUUAGUACAUUAUACUGAUAAUAAAGUUUGCCUAAAUAAUAUAUUCCAUACAGGAAUACAGUAUUUUUUUACAGUGGUACUUUCACUACUACUUCCUCCGCCACUGAUCAAAGGCAGCAGUUUUAUAACAUAGCACCUGUAAAUCCUUGGAGUCAUUUAAAUGUUUAAAAUGAUUUUACUCUGGUUUAUGUGAGCAGUCUUUACCAAAGCAGCAAAGUGAGCUACAGACAGCUGCUCACAGCUCCCUCUCGUGGACAAAAAUGCAAAUGAAAGUAUCUGAUGAGACAGAAGCUCGACAGUAAACUGUGCGAAAGUAAAAGACUUUAUUGUUGUUGACAAAAAGCUUAUGAAACCACAGUAAUGUCUUUUGAAACUGGCAAGAAGGACCCGUUUCUCAGGUGAGUGGUUCAUAAAUGCGCACUGACCCAGUACAACCACUGUGACAGGAAACAAUUCAAUACAAUUUGACUUUAUUUGUUUUUACAUUAACAAACGUGGUGGAUAGAAGAAGGAACAAAACUUAAAACAAUCAGUGGCUAUCAGCUUAAAAACUGUACACAAUUCAUUGAUAAAUAAAAAUAUCUUAAAAAAAAAAGAAUAUGAGAAAAAUAUCUACACAAAGUAUUGAGGCCAUAGAAAAUACAUAAAAAUCUAAUGAUCAACUAAAGGGGAAAACAUGCAAGUAUUAAAAAAUGGAUGUUUCCUCCCCCACUGUCCCCAAUUUCCACCUUUUUUUUCUGAGUUUUUCUCGCCAACACUUCUGGCUCUUUCUCUCAACCUCAAACACUUGAUCCAAUACACAUAUGCACAGAUUUGUUAAACCUGUGUCUGCCUCUGCAGCAGGAGAUUAUCACCUGCUGACCUGGCCAGAGGUCAAGAGAGGAAGUGUUGACUUUUAGUGACGUGUAAACUGGGUCAAGUCAUGGUAGGAGAAGAAAAACAAACAAACAAAACACUGCUGGUUCACACUCACCCAAGCCUUGAUGAUUAAAUUUAUAUGAAUACUGAGCUUAUAUGACUUGAACUAUAGGUGGAAAUUGAAUGUUGUUUUUUUGUUGUAUGAAAUUUAGUUUCUUUACCAUGUUAUCCCUUAUCAACUAGAGUCAGGCCGGUAAGACUAGGACCUGUGGGGAAAAAAGCUUAAUUUUAAUGAAUUCUCACAUUCAUGUUUUAAUUUAAUUGUUUUCUAAACUCAAUCUAUUUAAAUGUAAACACACAUUUGUUUUAGAAAACCAAAGGUUUAUAACUCUUUUCUUUACUUUCAUCACUGGGAAUAAAACUGAUUAUCUUUCAAUGCACGUUGGGUAAAUAGAGGUUUUCCAAACAGGUUUUGCAGAAAUUUAUUUAUUAUGCACCCUUUAGUAAUAUUUAACAGGCCCAAGCAAAGCAGGAUCACCAUCCAGGCAAAGCAACUGCCCAGGGGCCCCAGACUCUGAGGGGCCCAAAAAGCUACAGGUUCAUUUAUCUUAGCUGGUUUUUGCAAACUGAUUAGUUGCAACUGUGUUAAGGUUUUUGUGGCACUAAAGGUGGAACAUUAUUAGCCAAUCAUCUGGCCCAGAGUAUCAGACUCUAUGACCUCUUUUAUUUUUCAGUUUAUAUUGUCAUAUCUCAUGUGGAGUGUAUUAGUAAAAUAAUGUUUAAGCUGUUACCAGACAACACCCAUUCAUGUGCACACACCCACAAAUAAUAUACCCCAAAAUAAAAAAAGCUUCCUUUGAAUGGUAACAGUUUAAAUUUUACAACCAAAGAGUCAAAAUGAAUGAGAUACUGAACCAAAGUUACAGAGGCACAAACAUGGUAGAAAUUUAAGUUUCUUCAACUGAUAUAUAGGUAUAAGAAAGUAAUAUAAAACCUGUAGUAGGACAUUUUGUGUGGAAAACGCUUAAGAACCAUAUUCACGUCUUAAUCAGAUUACCACAAUCUAAGACAAACAAAAUGACAUUUCAGCACAAGAACCUCUUUCAACUUUUUAAAAACCAUUACUUUGCACGCAGAGUCUUACAGUGCAACAGGCAGUGCUGAACUAAUGAAUCUAUCCACUUGCUGCAAAGAGGAUUACUGUUCCUUCUGCUUAGCUUAGUUACCUCAAAUUAGGAUAAGGGUAAAGAGAGGUCUGUCUACAGCGGCCAUCUGUCUGCCAAGUGGCCAGUCGAGCGCUCGCACUGGUGUAAAUGGAGAUGAGUCUGGAGCUGGAUGUUUUGAUAUACCCAGAUGAAGUGAGGAUUCCUACUCCGGAGGAACUCGCAGAAUGGGAACUUGAGACUGCGAGCCAGGUGUCCAUACCUACCGUCCGACUCUUCGUGGCACUUUACCCAUACAACCCUGCUGCGAUGUCUCCCAACCAUGAGACGGCUGCAGAGGAGCUGCCUUUUGUUCCAGGCCAGAUAAUCAAGGUGUUUGGAGACAAAGACUCUGAUGGUUUCUAUCAUGGGGAGUCCGGUGGACUCUCUGGUUAUGUGCCAAGUAAUAUGGUGGCUGAGAUCCCAGUGGAUGAUGAGUACCUGAAGCAUGUACUCAUGCAGCAGGGAUUCCUCCCUGUGGACCACACAGGUAUGUCUUUAACGCCUGAUAUGAGCGACGUAGCCAGUAUCCCUGAGGACGUGGUUGUUCGACGAAUGGUGGCCUUAUUUGACUAUGAUCCCUGGGAAAAUUCGCCCAACAUGGACAGUGAAGUUGAACUUGGCUUUCGUUCAGGAGACAUCAUAUAUGUGAUGGGUGACAUGGAUCAAGAUGGAUUUUACUAUGGGGAUCUGCACGGACGACGGGGUUUGGUUCCAUCAAACUUCCUGCAGCCUCUACCCUGGGAUUAGAAAACGUCACGCUAGGAUGUUCGCUACAAAUGCCAAGUCUUGGACACAGUGAGAAAUCGGCAAUUUUUUUUUUAAAAAAAACAAAUGGUUAAACUGACAUUUUGUGUCAAAAUGUAUAUUUUUUAUUUUUAUAUUAGAAUACAGCACUGCACCUGCUUUAAAUGGCAAAUCAAUAAGGAUCUACUUAAAUAAGCAACCAAUUAAACCAGUAAUAAAAAUCAGGAUGAUGCAAAGUGAAAACGGUUCUCGUCAUACAAUUCUCAGAUAAUUCAUUUAUUGAAAAAUCUUAAGGAAAUUUACAAAUCAGUACAGAAAAAUACAGACAUUUACAAAUCAUAUACUUUCAAAAAUCAAACGAUGUUUAAAAUUCACUUUUUAUUUGGCCACAUGCACAAAAACGACAUGAACCAUGACUGAAUUUGCAAAAAACUUAUCUACUGUAUAUCCAUAAAUGUAUUACAAUAUGAAUGAGCCAAGUAUUUCAAUCAUACCUGAUGGCAAAUGAUAGAUUUUCUUUUUUUUUUUUAGCCUUAAUAAUACACUUAUAGUCUCAGUUUUUUGCAGACCAGUGUAUUGAAAUAGCAUUUGCCUUAUACCUUGUUUAUAUAUUUUCUAUAAUUGGCUCAUAGUCUUUUCAUAUGGAGCAAUUAAGAGAAAACAUCAGUGUUUUUUGAGUUUUGCAGCAAUUUUUAUGUACAAAAAUUCACAGCAAAGUUUGUAUAAAGGAAAUAAUUAAUGUGUCAAUCAUGUUAUCUAUGCAAAGAUUGUAAAGCAGAAAGUGAAAAUAAAAUCAUGAAUUUGCACAGUA